CAAACACAUCAAUGUUUUCAUUUGGACUCAACGGGUUUUCGGAUUUCCUCAUUUUCGCGCUUAUUUUCGUGGGUAUCAUUGUAGGUUAUUACUAUAGACAACUCAAAAUUCAGCAAGAAAGCAGGUUAGAGUUUGCCGAGAAAAACGUUCUUGUUGUAACGGCCCAUCCGGACGAUGAGUGUAUGUUUUUCUGUCCCACCAUUUUGAAUCUCAGGCGAUGUUCCACUAGUCAUCUUCUGUGCCUCUCAACUGGUAAGAGCGUAAAUUUCAUCUCAUAUUAGUUACAAUUCCCCUACAACACUCUACCCCACCCCACCCCUCCAACACUUCGUUUUUUUAUUUUCCCACUUAGGAGGGCCAUUCCAUUUUAAUACCAGCCACACCCCUACCCUCGCUAUACCCUCGCUUAAACGUGUGCUUUUAGCCAAUCAGAAUCGGGAAAAUAUUUUGAAUGAAUAAUAAUAUUUAUUAUUUUGCAUUGAUUGUCUCUUCUUAUCCCAGGUAAUUACUACAAACAAGGCAAGAUAAGAAGACAGGAGUUGGUAUCAAGCUGUGGCAUCCUUGGAAUUCCUUCCAAUCAUGUGACCUUAGUUGAUCACAGGUAAACUAUUUACAUAACUACACAGACUAGUUAUUAUGUCAACUGAUAAUAAUAGAAGUCAAAUGCAACCUUAUGGUUGUGUUGAAAUUUGGGUGCUUUGCAAAUAAAGAUGAAUCCAGGUAAAAUUAUGUAUUCUGUAUGUAAGGAAGGAUACCUUACUUUACUUUGACUAUACAGUUCCCUUCCAGAUGACCCACAAGUGGAGUGGAAUACUAAGCUUGUUGGCAGAAUUAUUGCUGACCACAUCAAGAUCAACAGAAUUGAAGUGGUAAGCAUUUCUUUUACAGACAUGACUUGCCAUAUUUACUUAUUAUCGCACGCUGGCAAGCCUUAUGCGAGCCAGCAAACUAUUCUCUGCAAUAGGGGGAAAAAGCCAAAAUUUGUCCGAUGUAAUAUCAGAAGUAUGUGCAGUCGAUUGGUUUUCUUUUUAUCCUGGGUCUCAGGAGAAAAGAGAGGAAAGGUGCAAAGUAAACCAGCUUUGCAUCUAAAGCAAAUGGUACCACAUGCAAUUAAGGCAUUGAAUUUUAUCGUUGUGUCAAAAUCGCUGCCUGUUGAGGUAAAUUCAGCUGAGAAUUUGGCCUUGAAGUUGAAGUGAAAGUAAAGCUUGGAACCAUAUGGAUUCAAAAUGUGUAUUGUUCUUUGAAGCCAACCCCUCCCAACCAUUCAACUGUAAAAUUAUUUGACUGUUGCCAUCGCAAAUGCCUGCUAUCCAGGCUACUGUCCAGUCCAAUAUAUUGGUAAUGAAAUUGUGUUAUAUAAUUUUUGGCACAAGUAUUGCCAAAUAGACCUUUCAGCCAGUGAGUUGUGUUUUCCCAUCGAUUUUUCAGACCAUGUGAUGUUGGGGAGGGAGGGAGUUGGCCUUAGAUCUUGUUACAAAAUAAAUUAUGGAUACAUAUACAUGUUAAUAGGACAACAUUUGAAAGACUGCUCUCUGGAGUAACAUCACAUGGUUUGAUAUGGGUAAACAAAAGUUACAAGCUAAAAGAGGUCUAUCCAUAAUUCUGAACUGUCUGACUGUCUCUUUGCCCACAAUAGGUUCUAACUUUUGACUCUUAUGGGGUGUCAGGCCACACAAACCAUAUUGCUAUUUAUAAAGCACUAAAGAGACUGAAUGAUGAAGGGCUGCUGGAGAGUAUUGCCAUUUAUACACUAAGCAGCACAAAUUUAUUGAGGAAGUACAUCUCAUUACUGGAUCUUCCCCUUAGUGCUUAUUCAAAGUAAGUAUUGUCAAAAGUGGACUAAAAUAAAUAGACUAAAACCCAAAUCAACCCUUUUCAACUCAACUUUCACUUAAUGUUGAAUAAACAAACAGCUGAGGUCUAGCUUCUUCAUUGUUGUGGUGAAUGUGUCAAAAUAAAAUUAAUUCCAAGAUGAUGAACCUGUGGUUCACCUAGGCCCAGGCCCCUAAUUUAUUGAGUUACAUGGAAACAAGGACAUAAUUCCAUUUCCAAUCAGGCAUACGUGCUGUGACCAGAGUCAGUCGUACAAAUGCUUCCAUGACGUGGAUAGCAAGUCCUUUGGCUUACUUCUAAUACUCAAACUAUAACAACUAACUACUGAUAAAAUGUUUUAGAAAAAGAACUUUCCAGUUUGUUGAGUGGUAGAAAAUUUAUUUUUUUGCUAAACUAACUGGUCUUGGGGUUAGACGGAGCACAUUUUUACUAGACCAGCAUGAAGUCCUGGGGUAGUGGACCAGCGUUAGUGAUGAACGCUGAUUCCUAUACUUCAUUCAUUAUUGGUGAAGACUGUUCAUCACCAUCGCCAUCAUCAUCAACCUUACCAUCAUGAUUAUCGUCAUAAACAGUAAUUAAAUAAAGCAAGUAGUAUUUGAAAAAUAUUAAUGGGAAAUUUUGAUGUUACUCCAUAUUUAGGCAUAUGUUUCUUUCAAGUCCUCAGCAGAUUGUUUUAGCACAGGUGAGGGUUUUUUUCGAAUCCAUGUUACUAAAUUAUUAUGGAAAUGUAACACUAAUAACUGAAAUAAAAUGCAUAUGAGUUAUAUGAAUUUUUUUUUCAACAGAAAGCCAUGCAUGCUCACAGAAGCCAGUUGGUUUGGUUUAGAAAGCUAUACAUUUUGUUCUCACGGUUUAUGAUCAUCAACACCCUCGAAGAGCUAACCUGAAAAACUGAGUUGCAUUUUAAUUUGCUCCAGUUUGGUUCUACAAAGUGUCGUAACCUCUCUGUUAAUACCAAGAACACGGCAGGAUGAUCUGUAAGAAAGAAUGCCAACAGUAACAAGAUGACUCAACAUUGAAUUGAGCUUAGUAGCGACUCCAUAAUUUUGUUUGCUUUGGCUUGGACAGUGAAAACUAAAAAAAUCAACACAACAUCCUGUUGUUACAUUACGUGGACAGGAUGUGCACAAGUCAGUAGUCACAAGUGACAGAGAAGUAAAGUAACUUAUUAUGAAAUGCACGAAGUACUAAUCAAGUCUUGUAUAUUGGCCUAAAAGGAGAUAUACAUUGCAGUGUCUUUUACUAUUACCCGUUAGGCCCAGUUAAAAAGUUGAACUUUUCAUGUACCGAUAUUAAUACAGU
Molecule: messenger RNA, 3135 nt
Organism: Porites lobata
Lineage: Eukaryota; Metazoa; Cnidaria; Anthozoa; Scleractinia; Poritidae
Source: the annotation of a GenBank genome assembly